GUUUGAGCGGGCGGUGAUGUUCCGCUCACAUCCGUGGACCCCAGACCCAGGGAGUCGGUCUUCGCCAGGGUUUCCUCACAGAGCUCAACUUUGAAUCCUGCACAUUUGACAGGAGGAGAGAAGGAGAAGAGCAGAGGAGGCUGCUGCUGCUGCUGCUGCUGCUCCAGGAUUCAGCACCCUGGACAGCGGAACUGAGCGACUCUAACUAACCACGCCGCCGGAGGGCAGAGCUCAAAGCUCGGCUAUUAUCUAUUCUCCUCCCGCUGUCUGUCCCGGAGGUGUUCUCCCCCCUGCGCCUCCUGCUGGGUCACACUGGACUUUAGUUCAUUAAAAUGCCUUUGAGCAGCCGAGUGGCGGAGAGUAGGAGAGCAGAGUUAGACACACAGCUGAUCCAGCCUUAAUCCGAACCAGUUUUGACCCAAAAUUACAUCUGACUUCAGAGGACCAUGGGGAUCGGGCGCCUCCUCCUGCUUCUCCUCUUCUACUUGGACCCUCUCAGUGUACUCAGCGCUGCCGCCGGCGCCAAGAAAACGAAGCCUACGCCCAAGAAGGCGCUGAAAACCACUGCGGUGCCCGCACUCGGUGCACAGCAGCCGACGCAGAAGAACCAGCCGCCGGCGGAAGCGGUACCGGCUCAGAAUAAGCCUCCGCAGCCUCCGCCGGCGCCCGCCAGCAACCACGACACCUGUCUGGGCUACUACGACGUGAGCGGCCAGUACGACAAGAUGUUCGAGUGCAACAACACGGACCACCGCUACUGCUGCGGCACCUGCUACCUCCGCUUCUGCUGCGAGUACAAGAAGGACCGUCUGGACCAGAAAGCCUGCAGGAACUACCACACACCCGUGUGGGUUCAGACCCCAGCCCCGUCCCCGGUGCCCACGGGAGACACGUAUGACCCCAGCAUGGACCAGACCAACACGGCGGUCUACAUCACCUGCGGGGUCAUAGCCUUCAUCAUCGUGGUGGGGGUGUCGGUCAAAGUGGCGUACGACAAAGCCACGGAACCGCCGCAGGAGAUGAACAUCCACCGGGCUCUGGCCGACAUCCUGAGGCAGCAGGGACCGAUCCCCAUCUCACAGUACGACUGCGAGAACUUUGCAGCCAUGAACGGCUCGCCAAAAGACAACACGCCGGUCAGGACGUCCUCCAAAAACCACUACACGCCAGUGCACGGCUCCAAAUCCAACCACGGUCUUCACUAUGGAAAGGAGAGCGUCCGCAGCAGCGGAGGAGCCGACCUCCACAACUUCAUCUCCUCUGGAUUCGUAACUUUAGGACGAGGACAUCAGAAAGGACCUUACCAGCACGGCUACAACCACGGAGCUCUGGGGAGUCCAGCUCCGACCCCUAAGAAUGCUCACAGAUCAUUGAGACGCGAAAAGGAAAAUCGGAUUAGUGGAAUCCUGACAUCCCAGACGGAACCCUACGACCUGUCCUUCUCCCGCUCCUUCCAGAGUCUGUCUCACCUGCCGCCCUCCUACGAGGCAGCCAUCAAGGCUGACCUCAGCCGUUUCUCAUCCCUCAAGAAACUCACUGAUAAGGAGGUGGACGACUACUACAGUCGCAAACGACACCUGCCUGACCUGGCAGCACGAGGAACUCUCCCUCUGCACGUUCUCAAACUCGGUCAGGACCAGGUAGGAAUCUUACAGGUCCAGAACCAGCCCCCCCAGUCCUCCAUGUCCCAGGCUCCGGCCCAGUCCCAGUCUUCCCAGCAGCAGCCUCAGCAGAGGCAGCGGCCUCGUCGAGUCCAGCGGGCCAUGUCCCAGGACCGGGUCCUAACUCCUCAGAGCGCCCCCCAGCAGGAUUACAACAUGUCCCCCAAUGGCAUUUCUCCGUACGGAGGCAGGAUUCUCUCUGACGAGCAGCUGCUGUCGGCCGAACGCCUCCGAUCACAGGAGCGCCUCCUACCGCAGGAACGCCACACCACCUCCCAGGAGCGCCUGUACACCAAGGAUCGCAUGUACUCCAAAGACCGGCUCCUGUCCCAGGAGCACCUGUACCCCAAAGACCGCCACUACUCUCAAGAGCGUCUGUACUCUCAGGAGCACCUGUACUCCCACGACCGCCUCCUGUCUCAAGAUCCUCUGCUGUCCCCGGACAAGCUAAUGAUGUCACUGAAAAGGGGAAUGGUCAGCAACAUCUCUGGAGGGUUCCGGGGCAGUGACAAGUCCAUGUCCAGGGCCAUCUCACACACGGAUGUCUUCAUACCCACAACCCCAGUGAUGGAUCGCUACAAGAUGACCAAGAUGCACUCACAUCCCAGUGCGUCCAACAACAGCAGCGGAGGUGGUGGUGGUGGCGGCGGUGGAGGAGGAGGAGGAGGAGGACCAUCGCAGGGAUCGGGAGGAACCACCAACACGUUAGCCAUGAACCACACGGUUACUAAGAGGCAGGCAUUUGCUUCCAGACGGACUCACACCGUGGAGCAGCUCCACUACGUUCCACAGCAUCAGCACCAGCAGCAGCAGCACUACCGUACAGGCAGCAAGACUGAGGUGACUGUGUAAUCCAGACCUGGUCCACCCAUCUGCCAGUGAACCAGUAACAUUAGGACCAGUGCAAGGAUCAAGUUCAGAGACCUCCAGGACCAGCACCAUAGGACAGUGAAAAACCAGAAAACUAGAGAUUGUACAAUGGGUCAACAAACCAAGCUAGGCCUCCAGCCUGAGGACAUUGAGGGUCAGAGGACUGGGGGGGGGCAGGUGUAGACUUAUAAACCGAACUAAGCUGCCAUUAUUAACCAGUUCUACGUCUCCAUGACCUCCAUCCACAGGUCACUGCCAUUAUUCUGUCCAAGAAAGAAUUGAAACUAGGUGUGUCCAUGUUUCGACUCCACCCACAGAACUUUGAUUUUUUUUUAUUUCUCCCCUCUUUUCUUCCUGCCGGACCUCCUGAGAACCUUCUUCUUGGUUGGUUCUGUGUGGUUGUUGUCAGAUUCCAUCUUGUCAAAACUCCCAGAACAUCCAGACUGUGAGAGACCGGACACACCUUCACUGUUCACGCCAACAUUUCCACUCGUCCAAGUAGGAAAGGUGGAGGUCGUUAGGGUGGAUACCAGAGAAUUCAAACCAAGCUGCUGUAGAAACCACUUCCACUGUCCGGAUGGUCUCCAUCCAAACUCCGCCCACUUUGGCCGUCAAAGCCAAUCAAACAAAAACUGAAGCUUCAAUCCAAUAGAGCUUUCUGCUGAAUCUUAAAGGGCUCUGCGUGGUUCAACAAAGGUUCUUCUUCAGGCUCCACCACAAACUAGAACCAGAACCAGGACCAGAACCAGGCCUGAAACAACUUUAUAUAUGUAAAAAUAAACCUUCAGAGAGAAUCUGGAACCACCGGCCUCUCUGCCUCCACCCCACUCCCUGAGACUGACGUGGUUCUGCGGUUCACCAAGCACAAUCGGAACAACAACGAGAUCUCCUCCGUCUGGACACUGUGUUUGAACGUAGUGAUGGUUAGUCUGUCGUGGCAGCAGCAGUGUCACAGUCCUUUCUUCUCCAGUAGACUGUAAAUACGCUCUCUUAGAAGCCACUCUCUGAUGGACUUGAUCUUAGACUUCUGUCUGUUUUCAGUAGAUUCUUAAAGAUGAAAAACUAUAAACCAGUCACUGUUUCGUGAGUUGAGUAUAGAAUAAAAUAUCUACUUAAUCAAGUAUCUGACAGGAAAAUGAAAACUAGAAUGCGUGUGCGUGGGUGUGCGUGGGUGUGUGUGUGUAGCCUGUGUUUCAUCCUGAUGAUGAAUUCAUUCUAAAUCUGUGAAGUCAAAUAAAAACAUCCAUAUUUUUAUAACCACUCC
Molecule: messenger RNA, 3795 nt
Organism: Cynoglossus semilaevis (tongue sole)
Lineage: Eukaryota; Metazoa; Chordata; Actinopteri; Pleuronectiformes; Cynoglossidae
Gene: shisa6b
Product: shisa family member 6
Exons: 9
Coding region: 447-2513 (688 amino acids)
Biological process (GO): regulation of short-term neuronal synaptic plasticity; regulation of AMPA receptor activity
Cellular component (GO): postsynaptic density; postsynaptic membrane; AMPA glutamate receptor complex
Source: RefSeq, a predicted model, not a curated record